UCAACGUUCCUAACCUCAAUCUCCUGAGGACCCCGUCUCUCCCGCCCUCACGCACCCUAUUUCCGGCAGCGCCUCUUCCGAUUGGUUCCCCUCCUGCCCAACUUCCGGCAGCCUGGGCGUUGCCAAGAUGGCGGCGGUGGUGGCAGCGGAGGUGCAGCUGCUGCAGAGCCGGCUCGACGCCUUGGAGGAGCGUAUCUUCGGGGCGCCCGCAGGGGCCGAGGGCGAAGCCGGGGCCCGUAAGAUAGCAGAUGGUUUGGUUAAAGUCCAGGUGGCUUUGGGGAAUAUUGCAGGCAAAAGAGAGAGGGUUAAAAUUCUCUUCAAAAAAAUUGAAGAUGUCAUAAAAUAUUUGGAUCCUCAGUACAUUGAUCGAAUGGCUAUUCCAGAUGCCAUGAAGCUGCAGUUCAUUUUAGCAGAAGAGCAGUCCAUCCUGGCUCAAGCAGCCCUUCUGGAGCAAGUGAGCAGCCUGCAGCCAUACUUGGACAGUGCACAUAUCAAAGCUGCUCCUGACCACGCGGCCAAACUGCAGAGGCUUUCACAGAUCCACAUUCAGCAGCAGGACCAAUGUGAAGCAGUGACUGAGAAUGUCCGGUUGCUCCUAGAAGAUUACAACAAAAUGACUCUUCUCCUUUCUAAACAGUUUGUCCAGUGGGACGAAAUGCUCACCCAGCUCGAAGCAGCAAAGCGAGUGAAGCCUGUGCCUGAGUGAGGGCAGAGCUGGAGCCAGGCAUCAAUUGGGGCUUGUGGCUGUCUUGCAUCCUCCUUUAACAUUUUCCUUGAAUUAUAGCAGUGGUGCUCCUGCUUCAGAUCCUAAAGUCCCCCACCCUAGAUUGCCUACUUUGGCCGGCAGAAGCUGCUGAGAGCUGAUAGUUUGUGGGGCUGGAUUUUCAGUGAUAACAUGGGUAUUAUCCUGUGAACUGUCUCUUAGGCUCAGUGGUCCCAGGGGCUAAAUGCCUGUGUAUCUCUCCAGCUUAGCAGUUCCUCUUUAUUUAUUUUAUUCAGCCAGUUUGUUGGAAGAGCAUGACUUGUCAGACUAAUUACUGUUAACUGUGGACCACAAUAAAAUCCUAACAACCUCCAA
This is a messenger RNA of Rhineura floridana, 1078 nucleotides long. RefSeq names its product dynactin subunit 3 (gene DCTN3). Gene Ontology annotation, cellular component: dynactin complex. The coding region runs from base 128 to 706 and encodes 192 amino acids. The transcript has 7 exons. The record is from RefSeq and is a predicted model, not a curated record. Gene Ontology annotation, biological process: cytoskeleton-dependent cytokinesis. NCBI's taxonomy places the organism in Eukaryota, Metazoa, Chordata, Lepidosauria, Squamata, Rhineuridae.